GCAUGUUUAGAAGGUUUGCACCUCAAAUAACGAAAGUAAUCAGAAAUAUGUCUACUGAAGCCGCAAGUGCUGCAGCUACUGCUGCCCCUCCUGCCGUGAACACCCCUAAAGCGGGUUCCAAGAAGUCAUCGAAGAAGUCUAAGAAGCUGGAACAGUUUUUGUUGAAGACUCCCAAGGGUACCAAGGAUUGGGCCGAUAAGGAUAUGGUUAUCCGUGAAGCUAUUUUCAGCAGCUUGACCUCCCUUUUCAAGAAGCACGGAGGUGUCACUAUCGACACCCCAGUGUUUGAAUUGAGAGAAAUUCUUACUGGUAAGUAUGGUGAAGAUUCCAAGUUGAUUUACAACUUGGAAGAUCAAGGUGGUGAAUUGACCUCUUUAAGAUAUGAUUUGACCGUCCCAUUUGCCCGUUUUGUUGCUUCCAACAGUAUCAGCAGUAUCAAGCGUUACCACAUUGCAAAGGUUUACAGAAGAGAUCAACCUGCCAUGACCAAAGGUAGAAUGAGAGAAUUCUACCAAUGUGACUUUGACAUUGCCGGUGCAUACGACUCCAUGGUUCCAGAUGCUGAAGUCUUGAGUAUCCUUUGCGAAGGUAUGACCGGUCUUGGAAUCAAAGAUUUCAAGAUCAAAUUGAACCACAGAAAGAUUUUGGACGGUAUUUUCCAAGCUUGUGGUGUUAAGGAAGAAGAUGUCAGAAAGAUCUCAUCUGCCGUAGACAAGCUCGACAAGUCCCCAUGGGAAGUUGUCAAGAAGGAAAUGGUUGUUGAAAAGGGCCAAGAUGAAGCUGUCGCUGACCGUAUUGGUGAAUUCGUCAAGUUGAACGGUAGCAUUCGUGAAGUUUUGGAAUUAUUGAAGAAGAAUGAAACUCUCGCCACUAACGAAUCUGCUCAAGCUGGUAUUGCUGAUAUGACCACUUUGGCUGAUUAUGUCGAUGCUUUUGAAAUCAGUGACUGGAUUAGAUUUGAUUUGUCUUUGGCUAGAGGUUUGGACUACUACACUGGAUUGAUUUAUGAAUGUGUUACCUCUGCUUCUGCUCCUCCAAAGAAUGCUCAAGAAUUAAAGGCCAAGGCUACCAAGGACAUCAAGGAUGCCAAUGCUGAAGUUGAAGAUGCUUCCGAAUUUGUUGGUGUUGGUUCCAUUGCUGCUGGUGGUCGUUACGAUGGUUUAGUUGGUAUGUUCUCCAACGGUAAGUCCAUUCCAUGUAUUGGUAUUUCUUUCGGUGUCGAACGUAUCUUCUCUAUCAUUCAAGCUAGAGCCGCUAAGCAACUUGAAAAGGUUUCUGCUUCUCAAACCGAUGUCUUUGUUAUGGCUUUUGGUGGUGGUGAAGGCUGGAACGGAUUCCUCAAGGAAAGAAUGGCCAUCACUAGACAACUUUGGGCCGCUGGUAUUAACACUGAAUACUUGUACAAAUCUAAGGCUAACAUCCGUAAGCAAUUCGAUGGUGCUGAAAAGGCUGGUGCCAAGGUUGCUGUCAUUUUGGGUAAGGAAGAAUACCCAGAAGGUCAAUUAAGAAUCAAGGUCUUGAGUCAAGGUGAUGACAGUGAUCAAGGUGAAUUGAUCAAGGUUGAAGACCUUAUCUCAAUUGUCAAGCAAAAAUUAGAUGCUUACAACGAAGACGGUAUUGAUGAAGUUACCCGUAUGAUCAGGGGAUUGUAAAUAACCUAUGUUGAUUAAUUUUUAAAGAAAUCAGAUUAUAAGAAAACAAUUUUGUGUAGAAUCUUUUUCCACUCCUCUGAUAUUCCAUUUCUACUUUAUUUUGACAUACUACUUUUUAUUUCUAUAUACAUAUACAA
Molecule: messenger RNA, 1789 nt
Organism: [Candida] anglica
Lineage: Eukaryota; Fungi; Ascomycota; Pichiomycetes; Serinales; Debaryomycetaceae
Source: the annotation of a GenBank genome assembly